AUGGCCAGUUCUAGGUCCGGGAUAGAUUCAAAGGUGUCCCUGUUGGCAGACGAUGUAAAUCUAAUGAUGAGAAUGCAGGUGGACGAGGAUCAGGUGACAAACAGCCUUAAUGACCCUCCUGUAGUUAAUGGCCUUCAAACAUCAUAUAUCACCCAUGCAUCUCUUCACUCCCUUAAUACCACAGGUGUACCAUUAAAUAGUGCAAAAUUAAACCUUAUUUUGACUCUGGUUUUCUUUACUCAGGAUGUAUACAUUGGAGGAGAGACACUUCAAGAGGAUCUACAGACUCGGGAUGAACUUAAAGCUUAUAUAACCACAAACACCGGAGUCUUAACACUUCCUCACUCUCCUCGGAACACUAUAAUUACAGCAAAAUAUGUGACAUCAACGGACCAUCAACACUGGACAAAUAUUAUCGUAGAUGAGAAAUUUAUCGAGGAGAGAGAGGAGGUGUAUAAGAAGAGGACAGCUCGCGUGAAGCAAGUGUGCGACAAGUUGGCAGGACGGGUGUCAUACGGCUCAGUGACUGCUGCGCCCUUACACAGACUUCGAUGGCUCACCUCCCACAAGAUGAUCAUGUGUUUCAACGCCAAGGUAGGCACCACAACAUGGACCAAGUACAUGAUGGAGGCGGCAUUCCCCGGGCACCUGAACAACGCCUCCAACUGGCACUACACGGCUCAGGCACUCCUUAAACCACCCUUCCGGCGAGCAAGCAACAAGGCGCUAGCUCUCAUGGGCAAGUUUGAUAAGGUGAUGCUGGUUCGACACCCGUUCGCUCGUCUCGUCUCAGCCUACAUCGACAAGGUUGCCACGGGCAAGUUUGCCAACCUGUGUCGUCACAUCGUCAACAAGUAUCGUCCCGACAAUUCACCGCUCACUACCCGACAGCCGAGCUUCAAGGAGUUCGUACAGUACCUGGUGGAGACCAUACCCGCCCGAGGCGUCAUCAGGAACAAGAAAGCCUAUAUAACGGACCGUCACUGGCGUCAUUACUACGCUAACUGCGCUGUCUGUGAUAUCCACUACAAUGUAAUUGGUACCAUGGAGACAAUGACCGAAGAUACAAGGUACAUGGUGCACAAGUACCGUCUGGGUGUGAGUGACCACCUGUGGAUGAACCACCUGUCCACCACCUCCGAGGAGGCUGCACUCCGCCUCUUCCAGACAGUUCCUGAGACACUGACGAUGAAGUUGUACCAGCGAUACCAAGUUGACUUUUUGAUGUUUGGUUAUGAUGUACAGCCUUACCUCCCCUCCCUCCCUCACUCUCCCUCAUGAUCUUACCUCCCCUCCCUCCCUCCCUCACUCCCUCAUGAUCUUACCUCCCUCAUGAUCUUACCUCCCCUCUCUCCCUCAUGAUCUUACCUCCCCUCUCUCCCUCAUGA
Molecule: messenger RNA, 1388 nt
Organism: Cherax quadricarinatus
Lineage: Eukaryota; Metazoa; Arthropoda; Malacostraca; Decapoda; Parastacidae
Source: RefSeq, a predicted model, not a curated record